Colletotrichum navitas is the source of this 1659-nucleotide messenger RNA. RefSeq lists its product as uncharacterized. Lineage: Eukaryota; Fungi; Ascomycota; Sordariomycetes; Glomerellales; Glomerellaceae. The record is from RefSeq and is a predicted model, not a curated record. The transcript is spliced from 4 exons. Gene Ontology annotation, molecular function: FAD binding; oxidoreductase activity. Bases 1 to 1659 code for a protein of 552 amino acids.
AUGGCUCUCAUCGCAAAAGGCCUUGCGGCAAAACAGAGAGAGAGCUCUGAGUUUCAGAUCGUCGACCAGGCCAAGAAGGAGUACAACCAUCCAAGCAACUCCAUUUUUCUACGCAAGUCUGGCAUUCUCACAAAAGCUGUUGUGACGAUCUUCUUCGCCAUUGUGUUUUGGUUAAACACAAGAUCAUCCAAUUUACAUCCUGCGCCCACUAACGACUUCCAAGAUUGUUUGAAUAGAGUCUGUGGUGGCGCAAAACAAUGCGCGAGAUAUUCAAUCAUAGGACAAGAGGACGUGUUCUUAGAAUGGGUUACUCCAUUCAACCGAGCUCGACCUGUCAUUCCUGUUGCCGUUGUCCGACCCCGAAACACUGAGGAUGUCUCUGGAUUCGUAAAGUGCGCAGCAAAGCACAACAUCAAGGUGCAAGCAAAAUCCGGAGGAUUGGGAGGACAGGAUGGGUCUUUAUCAAUAGACCUUCAAAACUUGAGAUACGUGAUCGUUAACGAGACUUCAUGGGACGCCACCAUCGGGGCCGGCAGCUUGCUCGGUGAUAUCGACGAAAUCCUGGAGAAAAAAGGAAACCGGGUGUUCCCUCAUGGGGUAUGCCCAGGUGUAGGGAUCGGAGGACACGCAACAGUUGGCGGCCUUGGUCCUUCAUCCAGAAUGUGGGGAGCUACCGUCGACCACGUCCUAGAGGUCAAGGUAGUGAUUGCGAACGGGACCAUCAUCACACCAAACAGGAAGUCAAACCCAGACUUAUUCUUCGCUAUUAGAGGAGCUGGUGCAGGCUUCGGCGUUGUUACUGAGUUCAAGAUACGAACUCACAAGAAGCCACCAACGACCAUACACCUCAUCAAUCGCACACCGUAUACUAAGCUCGAUCAGAUGGUUGAGCAGUUUCUAAUAUGGCAAAACCUUACGGGGGACCCGAAUCUAGAUCCGCGUUUUGGUACCGAGUUUGCCCUAGAGCCCCAGGGUUCUAAGAUCACAGGAACGUGGUUUGGAACAAAUGAGGAUUUCAAGAAAUCGGGAAUCUCAGAAAGGCUUCCCGGCGGUCUUACGAUAGUCGAAUCCAGCUGGCUUGAGACCGCUCGCUGGCUAUACGACAACGCCCAACUCUAUCUUGCAGACAUACCUACCGAGUUUCUAUCUCGAAGCCUCGGACUGAGAGAGCAGGAUCAGCUUUCACGGGCUGCCACCGAGAAACUCUUCAGAAUGGUUAAAGAGAAGGCCAAGAAAAUCGACGCUAGAUGGUUCAUCAUAUUCGAUGCCACAGGAGGCGAGGUCUCAAAGCCUGCCAUGAGUUCUACCGCGUACGCUCAUCGUGAUAAGGUUCGAUUCUAUCAAUCAUACGGCUAUAGCCUUCGGGGGCCGUUAAGUGGACCCAAGGAGGAGCUUCUGAUGGAUAUCCAUCAGUUUAUCAUCGAAAACAUUUCUGAGGGGCCGCACACAACAUAUCCUGGAUAUGUAGAUCCAUACUUGGAGAAGCCCCAGGAAACAUAUUGGGGAUCUAACCUGCCCCGACUUCAGAAGGCCAAGACUGCAUGGGACCCUGCAGAUGUUUUUCAUAACCCCCAGAGUGUCAGGCCAUUGUUACCACCUCUAGUGCUGUUAUUUGCAUGCCGUAACCAUGCUGCGCAACAGUUUCCCAAACCCAGAUAA